Messenger RNA from Cetraspora pellucida, 1791 nucleotides. NCBI's taxonomy places the organism in Eukaryota, Fungi, Glomeromycota, Glomeromycetes, Diversisporales, Gigasporaceae. The record is from the annotation of a GenBank genome assembly.
AUGCCACCACCUAAAACUUCUGGCAAAAAUUUGGAAUCUGAAAAUUAUUUCAUACCCCACACUACUAUAACGUCACUUUGCAAUACACCACUCAUUGACUAUACCUUAGAACUUCUUGCAGUUGCUAGCGUGCAGGAGGCAUAUCUAUUUUGUAGAGAACACUAUGAAAUAAUAAAAGAUUAUAUCAAUACUAUUGCAACAUCUGAAGCGCGUUCAGUUGGAGAUGCACUGAGAGAACUAGAUGCGAAACAAUUAAUUAAUUCCGAUCUUAUUCUUAUAUACGGUGAUGUUGUAUCAAAUAUACAUUUAGACAAAGUAUUUUCUGAAUUGAAAUGUUUCAUUAAUUUACUAGAUGGGAAAACUAAUAAAUGCGUUCAUUGUGAAACUGUGGAGCUCUAUCCGCGUAAACGUCGCAUGAUUAUGGAUAUGGAAGUAUUCAAAAAGCAUGCUGAUGUUCAAAUACGUAAUGAUCAUAUCGAUUGUCAGAUUGAUAUUUGUUCAGUAGAGGUACCGGCUUUAUUCACCGAGAAUUUUGAUUAUCAAGAUGUUCGAAAGGAUUUUGUUUAUGGUAUUUUGACAUCUGACUUAUUGGAGAAAACCAUUUAUUGCCAUCUUGUUAAAGAUGUUUAUGCUGCAAGAGUACGAAAUUUGCAUGCAUACGAUGCCAUCAGUAAAGAUGUAUUAUCUCGAUGGACUUUUCCUAUUGUCCCAGACAGUAAUCUUCAAGAAGGUGAUAACUAUGAGUUUAUGCGUGGACAUAUUUAUAAAGAGAAAGAUGUUUUGUUAUCAAGAUCUUGUUCACUUGGUGAGAAAAUAUUGAUCGGUGCCGGUUCAGAGAUUGCUGAAAAUGUUAAGAUAACAAAUUCUGUCAUCGGUCGAAGAGUUACAAUAGGGCCAAACGUUGAAAUAGAUGGUGCUUAUAUUUGGGAUGGCGUAAAAAUCAAAUCAAAUUGUUCUGUAUUCCAGUCAAUACUGGCGAAUAAUGUUGUCCUAGAAGAGAAUGUCAUCGUCAAAAAAGGAUGUAUACUUUCUUAUGGUGUAAUUAUCGGACCUAAUGUGACAUUAGAACCACACACAAAACUCACAAAACAAAAGAAAACCGAGAUUGAUAGUGAUGAGGAAGAGUCAAACGAAAGUGUUGUAGCUUAUGACGCUACAUUAGUUGGUGAAAAUGGGCAAGGAUAUGUUUGGAGUGAUGAGAUAUCAGAUGCAGAUGAUGAUGAACUUGAUGUAAAGAAUAUUCAAGUUGCGGGGCUUGCUUACGAUAUCUCCAAUAUAUCUCUUACUGAUAGUGAUUCUCCGCCAUCAGUGAUAUACGAUUCUUCUUCAGACGAAUUAAGUGAUUCAGAUGAAUCAGCCACUGAAGAAGAAUCUUUAAAAGAAUUCUUCAAAGAAGUUUCCCAAACACUUGAACGAGCUUUUUUGGAUGGUCAUACAGUAGAGAUUGCUUUAUUGGAAUUAAAUACUUUGAGAAUGGCUUCAAAUACAACGUUUCAUGAUUUACGUGUUAGUGUAAUACCUACGAUAUUAGGGCAAAUUAAUAUUGACAAUUUUUUAACUAGUACAGAAGAUGGCCAUUGUGCGAAAACACAGCAUCAUUCCAAACUUUUCGCUCCGACAAUAAAAAAGCUAUAUUUUUUGGAUGUAUUGGAUGAGGAUGCAAUUCUGGAAUGGAAUUCGUCUGAUCUUGCUGACGAUGAUCCUUCAAAAUCUAACAUAAAAAAGCGGGUGGCACCAUUUAUAAAAUGGUUAGAAGAAGCUGAAGUCGAAGAUUCUGAUGAUGACGAUUAA